Selaginella moellendorffii is the source of this 2358-nucleotide messenger RNA. Its product is annotated as pentatricopeptide repeat-containing protein DOT4, chloroplastic-like. The record is from RefSeq and is a predicted model, not a curated record. Gene Ontology annotation, biological process: RNA modification. Gene Ontology annotation, molecular function: protein binding; RNA binding. Lineage: Eukaryota; Viridiplantae; Streptophyta; Lycopodiopsida; Selaginellales; Selaginellaceae. The transcript is spliced from 2 exons. Bases 22 to 2244 code for a protein of 740 amino acids.
AGCGAAUAUUAUUUAGGGCUCAUGCGAGGGAAGAGAGCGAUCACUCUAGGUAAGCGCUCGUCGAUUCUAAGGCGCUGGUUUCGAUCUGAUCGCCAAGAGCAGCAAAACCUCCAGGGAUCUAGCCGCCGAGAACAGCAACAUCAGCAGCCGCGUAGAGAACAGGGAAAUUUCGAGAGCAAGUCCAGCUUUCUAGCGGCAGUGAAGGCGUGUAGCUGCGCCAAGGAUCUCCGAGAGGGCAGGCGCCUCCAUUCUAGCGCUGUUGCCAAUGGCCUCGUCUCGAGCAUCGUCGUGGCAAAUGCGCUGGUCAGUAUGUUCGCGAAAUGCGGCAGCCUUGCGGAUUCUCGCGCCGUCUUCGACGAGAUGGCGGUCCACGACGUGGUGUCCUGGAAUUCGCUGAUCCUGGGGUACGCAGAGAUUGGCGAGCCGGAAUCAGCAUUGGAACUCUUCGAUCGCAUGAGGAGAGAGGGUUUCACGGCUGACAAUCGGACCUACGUUGCGGCCCUCAUGGCGUGCAUUGCUCUGGGCGCACAGGAAGAGAUGAAGCGGCAGCACGGGAAGAAAUCUCUGGAAAGAAUGGUGGUUCUAGAGAAGGGUCGAGAGAUCCAUGCUCAAGCUUCCAGCGCUGGCUAUGGAUCCAACAUCUACGUUGCAAACACGCUCAUCAACAUGUACUCAAAGCUUGGGUGCCUUGCGGAGGCUCGAGAGGUGUUCGACCGGAUUGGAAAGGAGGAGAGGAGCGUUGUGUCGUGGACCGCGAUGAUGAUGGGGUGUAACGAGAAUGGAGACGAGCAGGAAAGUUUGGAGCUCUUUCGGCAAAUGCAACGCCAUGGCUGUCCUCCCAACUCUCGGACUUUUGUCGCAACGCUCAUGGCCUGUGCUGGAUUGGCCGAGAAAGCUGAUGGGAGUGACAAGGCCGAAUAUCUUGAGAAGGGACGAGCGAUUCAUACACAAGCUGUGAAAGGUGGCUGCGGCUCGGACGUUUUCUUCGCGAGCACUUUGAUCCAUAUGUAUUGCAAGUGUGGGAGCCUGGAAGAUGCUAGAGCCGCGUUCCAGCGAAUGCAGCGCUUGGACGUGGUGUCCUGGAACGCUCUCAUCCUGGGACACGUUGAGAAUGGCGAGAGCCAGUGUGCACUCGAGAUCUUCGGCGGCAUGAAGAGGAUCGAGAGACAUCGCCGCUGCUCGCCGAACGCUCGGACUUUCGUUGCUGCGCUUAUGGCCUGCUCCAGCCUGACUGCAAAAGAAGCUGGGAAACAGGUUGACGGGAAGCUCGUGAAGCCGGUGAGUUUGAAGAGAGGGAUGGAUGUACAUUCGCAAGCGGUGCAGUGUCGCUGCGAAACGGAGCUUUUCGUGGCCACCACCUUGAUCGACAUGUAUUCGAAGUGCGGGAGCAUGGUCGAAGCCCGAAAGUGCUUCGACAAGAUGCCCAGCCGCAACGUCGUUACGUGGAAUUCUCUCAUCCUGGGCUACGCGGAGAACGGUGACGGUGAGCAGGCCUUGCAAGCCUUCCGGCGGAUGAAAGCCAACAAACGUCUCGUGCCGGACACUCGAACUUACGCUGCAGUGCUGAUGGCCUGUGGCAGCAUGGCGUCGCUUGAAACCGCGAGAGACGUCCAUAGCGAGAUUCGUGGUCUCGGGCUCGACCAAGAUGGAUUCAUCGCCAACUGCUUGGUGGACUGCUACUGCAACUGUGGGAGCUUGGAAGAGGCAAAACAGGUUUUUGACGCGCUGGGCAGCAAGAACGUUGUCUCCUGGAGCUCGCUCAUAGCAGGAUACAGCCGCCACGGCCACGUAAAGCAGGCUCUCGACUUGUUCCAGACGAUGCAAGACGGUGGCUUCCAGGCGGACAAGAUGACCUUCACGUCCAUCCUCACGGCUUGCAGCCACGCCGGACUGGUGGAAAAAGGGAAGGAGCUGUUUGAGCUUAUGGCCUCCAAGCACGGCGUGGAGCCGGACAUGGACCACUACCACUGCAUGAUCGAUCUUCUAGGCCGCGCAAACCAUCUGGAGGAGGCAGUGGCGAUGGCGGAGGGAAUGCCGUUUGAUCCAAAUGCCGUGACUUGGAAGACGGUGCUGGGGGCGUGCCAGAAGUGGAACAACGUCCGGAUCGCGAGGGUGGCGUUUGAGAGGCUGCGGCAAGUUGACGAGGAGCAAGCGGCGCCGUACGUUCUCAUGGCAAACAUCUUUGGAAGCUCGAUCUCGUCCAGCGACAAGUCUUGCUCCAACCGCUCGACGAGGAAGACUUAAGAAAGGUGAUGCAAGAGUAACAAAUCAAGUUGUCUUCGUCGGAACAGCAGUUCUCUAUAAUAUGGCGAUGGCCUGUGGAUCCAGAGCAUCAAAUCGAUGGACUUGGGUGUGGCC